UCCUCGAGACUGGUCGAUACUUUGUUAUAAAGACCUUUGCACAUGCUGGAAAUCAUGGGAAACUCUUUGGUGAAGGCGGCGGCAGUAGAUUUCGGCAUUCAGUGGGUAGGCUGGGCGGUGGCAGCUAGUCUCAAGACUGAAAAAUUUUACGAUCUGGCAGGAUCAGGGACGUUUAUAUGCCUAGCCUUACAAAGUCUGAAAUGGGGAGGGAGAUACCACUUCAGGCAGAAAGUCAAUACGGGAAUGGUGGUCUCAUGGGCGUUCAGACUUGGGCUGUUUCUUUUCACAAGAAUUCUGAAAGAAGGUCAAGAUCGGCGCUUUAACAAGGUCAGGGACAGACCUGGGACCUUCUUCGUGUACUGGACAAUUCAAGGUAUGUGGGUGUUCCUGACUCUGCUUCCAACACUAAUUGUGAAUGACAAGAGAGAGGACCGACCUUUGACCUCGCGGGAUUAUAUUGGAUGGUCCCUGUGGACGGCCGGAUUUCUGAUCGAGAGCAUCGCGGAUUACCAGAAAUCCGCCUUCAGGGGAAAUCCAGAGAACCAGGGUAAAUUUAUUCAGCAUGGCCUAUGGAGCAUUGUUCAGUACCCUAACUACCUGGGGGAGAUCAUGAUGUGGUCUGGGAUCUACCUCUCCUCUACCUCGGUUCUCCGGGGCUGGGAGCAUGUCAGCAUCAUCUCCCCCCUCUUCUUGACCUUCCUCCUCACCAAGGUCAGUGGAAUACCCAUACAGGAAAAGGGAGCCUUUAAACGAUACGGCGGGGACCCAGCAUUCCACGAACACAUCAAGAAAACUCCCAAACUAAUCCCAUUCAUCUGGUAGUCGAGAAAACUCCCAAACUAAUCCCAUUUAUCUGGUAGUCAAGAAAACUCCCAAACUAAUCCCAUUUAUCUGGUAGUCAAGAAAACUCCCAAACUCAUCCCAUUUAUCUGGUAGUCAAGAAAACUCCCAAACUCAUCCCAUUUAUCUGGUAGUCAAGAAAACUCCCAAACUCAUCCCAUUUAUCUGGUAGUCAAUAAAACCACAAAAUGAUCAAAUUUAUCUUGUAGCAGAGAAAAACCAUUAAACUGAUCCCAAUUAUCUGAUAGUCAAUAAAACUCCCAAACUGAUCCCAUUCAUCUGGUAGUCAAGAAAACUCCCAAACAGUUCCCAUUUAUCUUGUAGAAGAGAAAACUCUCAAACUGUUCCCAUGUAUCUAGUAGUAGUGAAAACUCUAAACUGAUCCCAUUUGUCUGGUAGUCAAUAAAAAUGUAUGUUUUUUUUAGCAUAGAUUAUUUUUUAACAUUUAUUAGUACAUACAGUUAUACCAAGUACAUUUCAGUUGUCGUGAUGCUUCAUGAAUCCAAACAUUUUGCUCAAGAAUAAAAGCAUUCUGAUUAUUAGUUCUUGGCUGUACAUGGAUUCCAUUUGUUCACAUUAUUUUCAGCUUGAACAAAAUUUAUAUAGAGAAUUUAUUUAAGACUUGUUGAAAGUUUUUGUUAAUGGUGACUGAGAACAAUUGAUUCACGGUGAUUUCAACAAAAGUGCCAUACAAAUGAAAACACAGAAGCAGAAUGUGCAAAAAGAUUAACGUAUCAUUGGUAGUUGUAUUUUCAUAAGUCAGUUUAAUUUAUUACAAAGAUCAGAUACAUUUUCAGAGACAGCGUAUUUUUUGUAUGACCCUUCCAUUUAUUAUUCAUAUGUAUUAUUUUUAGAGUGUGAUUUAGUAAUUUUGACAUAAAGGUACACUUUGUGAUGAUGUUUAUAUCACAUUGAAUAAAAAAUUGUAUGAAUUGUUGACUAUCAAAUGAAUUGUUUGAUGGA
Messenger RNA from Saccostrea cuccullata (small rock oyster), 1803 nucleotides. RefSeq lists its product as uncharacterized. The coding region runs from base 43 to 822 and encodes 259 amino acids. Gene Ontology annotation, cellular component: membrane. NCBI's taxonomy places the organism in Eukaryota, Metazoa, Mollusca, Bivalvia, Ostreida, Ostreidae. Gene Ontology annotation, molecular function: oxidoreductase activity, acting on the CH-CH group of donors. Gene Ontology annotation, biological process: lipid metabolic process. The record is from RefSeq and is a predicted model, not a curated record. The transcript is spliced from 5 exons.